AAGAAGGUUGGUGAUGAAAGCUCGGUUGGUCGCUAGAGGUUUUGAGAUAAGAAAGGAGAACCUACAAAGAGAAUCCCCAACAUGUUCCAAGGAAGCGUUACGCAAUGAAGAAAUGAAGAUUAAGUUCGCACCUUUGGCUGAUCUUGGUCAACUGAAGCUGGUGGUUUAUUCGGAUGCAGCAUUUGGAAAUUUACGUGAUGGAGGUAGCCAAAAAGCGUAUCUGAUAUUUCUCGUUGGUCCAAACAACAAAUGCAAUAUUUUGGCCUGGCAAUCCAAGAGGAUCAAAAGAGUCACCAGAAGCACACUGGCAGCAGAGGCAACUGCUGCGCGUGAUGCAGUUGAGGCUGUAGUAUUUUUAUCUUAUAUCAUUUCAGAACUAUACUACGGCGAGGAACCUACCAAGAGAAUACCAAUUCAAGCAUUUACAGACAAUCAUUCAUUGUAUGUUGCGGUUACGGACAAAAAACGUUACGGAAUAAAGACUGCGAAUUAACAUCGCUAUGCUGAAGGAAAUGAUU
This is a messenger RNA of Ciona intestinalis (vase tunicate), 518 nucleotides long. The record is from RefSeq and is a predicted model, not a curated record. Lineage: Eukaryota; Metazoa; Chordata; Ascidiacea; Phlebobranchia; Cionidae.